Messenger RNA from Anolis carolinensis (green anole), 1234 nucleotides. Its product is annotated as lipocalin-like. Lineage: Eukaryota; Metazoa; Chordata; Lepidosauria; Squamata; Anolidae. The record is from RefSeq and is a predicted model, not a curated record. The transcript is spliced from 6 exons. The coding region runs from base 198 to 707 and encodes 169 amino acids.
GAUCAGAACUUAAAAUUCUCUAAAGAAAGACUUUGUUCUCUUUCCGCCUCCCAAUUUCUGCUGCUACCCCUCCAUAUGGCUGAUUUGCUCAGAGAAGUUUUGGCGGAAGUCAGCCAAAGCAAAGAAGAAAGCAAAGGGAGAGGGACUCAGGCGCCCAUUCCUCUCCCUGGCCAUUUCAGAGACUUUCCUGGAGAUCCAUGACCACGAUGAGACCACUGGUGCUGAGCGUUGCCUGGGCCUUUGCCUGCUCCUCUUGGACUGCGGCCGUGGUUCCCGUACAUCCAGACUUUGAUCCCUGGCAGCUUUUUGGAUGGUGGAAUCCAAUUUGUCUGGUCACGGAUAUCAACACGGUUGACCUUUCGAUUGUGGGAAAGAUGAUCACGCCGUUGGAAAAUGGAGAUCUGGAUAUUGACUUUGAGUAUGUUAAGGGCGGAAAGUGCUUUGUAAACGUUAAUAGAUUUCUGAGUUCUAAGUUGCCGGGGAUAUUCGUAUCAGAUAAAGGCUACGUUAUUCACAUCGUGGAAACCGACUACGAGGAAUACAACAUUUUCCACAUGGACAUCAAGGGCCAGAAGAUCCUGUAUCUGGAUUCUAGGGAGACCACGGUCUCAGUUGCAGUGAGAAAUCGCUUCAAGAACAUGGCUACUGCUUUGGGAUUCGCCGUGGGCAAGAUCCUCUACAUGCCCCAAAAUGUGCCAUGCUUGUAGUCUAUCUCAAAGAGGCCCGGGCAGGUAAAUUUGAAGAACGGUGGAAGAGAACAUCUGGCGAAGGGGAGAUCUUCACAGAACCCAUAUUUGCUCUGCAGCUAAUAAAGCCAACCUGUCAUGAUCGGUAGUCCUGAUGCGUACUCUAGUUGGUUUUACCACGUGCAGUCGGGUCAAAUCCAGCCUAUCACAACCUCCUUUUUGGGUUUUGCUUGGAAGAUUUAUUAUUCAGAAGAGGUUUGCCACCAUUAUUGAUAUGUUUAUUUGCAUAAUUUAUAUUCUGGGCAGAUCACAGAACAUAUAUAUGGCAAACAUUCAAUGCCGAUUAUAACAAUGACAAGACAGACAACAAAUAGAUGUAUAUAUAGGCUUUCUCAUCUUUCGGCAUCUUUGGAGGCAUCUUUGGUUCCGGCCACCUGGGGGUGCUGUUGCUCCAUCUCCCUCCCGAAGAGCUUUCUUUGUUUGUAAACUUCCUCCUUUUUCUGAUCAAAACACUGAGCCUAAAUAAAUACCUCCCCGCUUUUAAUGAG